CUGAAAUUGACAAACAUAAACAGCAGACUAUUGCAGACAGCAAUUCUAGUAUUCUGCUGGAUCAAAAUCGAAUUAUGUGAGAAGUGUGAAGGAAUAGAUAAAACAACAAGUUUGAGGUAUUUUCGAGGAAGUUCCGAGGAAGGUCGAGAGACAACAAUAGCGCACGAUGAAUCAGGUGAAGCAAGAAAACUUAUCGAAUGUACCGGUAAUUAUUCCUAUCGAGCUGGAUUCUUCGAUGGCGAUAAAGUUAAGUAUGAGCACGAAAAUGAGCAGGGGGAAAUCGCUGAUGACUCGCGCUGAUAUAUGGCACCAAGUCAGGAUCAUCAGAGGCAAGCACUACGACAAAGAGCUCGUUCUGAAGAGUAUCCUGAAGACCGUGGAGCCGGCUGAUUUUAUACCGGUGAAGUAUCAAAUAUGCGGGGAGGACGCGUUCUUCAUAGUGAGAAAUUGCGGUCCCGCCCUUGAGAAGUUAUGCAAAACUAGCCUGAUCAUCAAAAACGUCAAAGGCGACGCGCUGAUUCUCAUAAUUACCCUGGGAUACGCUUCCACGCGUGAUCUGAAGGUUGACAUACGGCCCUUCCUGCGGGCCGCUCUGAACAAAAGGUACAGUCCGAACGAGAAGAUGCUGAAUCUCGAGAACUUUCAUACGGAUCCGAACAUAGCCGAGACCGCCUACUGCCCGUUGUCCCAGCUGAGAAUCUCCAAUCACGUUCUGAAUCUGGCUAAAACCGCCGUAGCGACCUUCGAGCGCCUGAAUUUGCAGCAUAACGAGCUGUUCAACAUAUCGGCUAUAGAGAAUUCGAACUUGACGGCCAUCAAGUAUCUGGAUCUUAGGCAUAACAAUCUGUUGAACAUGUGCGCUUUGGCCCCCUUGAGGAAACUGACCGUCACGAAGCUCUGGCUGGACGGUAAUCCCCUCUGCGAGAACUACUCGACCAUCAGGCAGUACAUAGAUUCCGCGAAGAAAUAUUGCCCGCAGCUACGGGAGCUCGAUGGGGUGUGUAUCGUGUCGAGGAUGCCCCUCAUAUUCAAGGACUACUUCGGGGACGACAGGAAGCGGCAGCUCGUGCGGAAGUUCGCACUUCACUUCUUCAAUCUGUACGACCAGCCCGACAGGUCGGUCCUGAGGGGGCUCUACCACAAGGACGCGGUUUACUCAAUGAGCUUCACCGUACCCAACACCGUCGCCGCCAAGACGAACCUUCAGCAAUACACGGCGCAGAACAGAAACUUGAUGAAGCGGACUCCGAAGAAGAUCACGACCUUCUACCAAGGUCAAGAGGAGAUUCUAGCGGGUCACGCCAAGCUGCCCAGGAGCUAUCACGACAGGAGCUCCUUCAAGUACGACGUUCUGUACGACGACGAGAAAUAUCUGGUGAUGUGCAUCUCCGGGCUGUUCAAGAAGCUGAGCUUAGGUAUAAACGUGCUCUCGUUCAGCCGAACGUUUGUGUUGUCGGCCGACGCGGAUCACGAGUAUCACAUCCUGAACGAUCAGUACCACAUCGACAUGGCGCCCGAGAAGAUCACGCCCGACAAGAUCAAGGCCAAGGCCUCGUACGACAUCACGCCGAUCUGCUUCAGCCCGAGCGAAAAGUCCGUGCUGGCGAUUCGGAUGGAGCAGAUCACCACGUUGAACAGGGAGUACAGUGAGAACUACCUGUCGGACGCCGGGUGGGACUUGAGGCAGGCGUUGACGAACUUCAUGAAGGACUACAAGUCCCUCUCGAUACCGGAGCACGCGUUCUACAAGUAGAUCUCAGGCGUUACCGCGCCUCGGUCCCUUUUCUGUAAAUACCUUCUAUGUAAAUUGUAAAUGGUAGGAAUUGAAGUCGACUUGUACUGAUCGAGAGAUCAGAUAUCUGAAAUGUAAAGAGAAACGUUCAUUUACUGGCGGAUUUACUGAUAACAUAUUGUACCGCUGUACGUAUUUUCUCACCGACAAGGGAAGGCCGACUGCCUCAGCUGCUUCAGUUUUCGAUUCUCUGUGCAGAAAUGUUGCGGGCGAAGUCAAUCAACAUAUUCUGCAAGUUACAGCCUCUGUCUUAGCGUUAAGAAAACAUUUUGGCCAUGCGUAGCGUUACCAAAGUCAGGCCAAGGUUGGUCUAAUUUUUUUUCUAACGGGAACCUCUAUUUUUUUUUAUUAUAUUACCUUGUUCUACCGAUUAAUUUGAGCAUCUUUUGUCCGAGACCUUUUUUUCCAGCGACCGCGAAAUUUGCGUUAAUUCGCGAUCGUGCUGUUAAUCAAUGCGAUUUCAUCUUCCACGACGACGCGAUAUUUGCGCACGCCGAUAGCAUCUGGACGUCGGGUGACGUCUAUAAGGUGAUAUUACUCGCAUGGCAUUUAAAAGCGGCGGCCUCCGGGAUGGACGGGAACGACGCUCGGUGAUUUCAUCCAAAGGUUAUGCACUCAAGGACCGCGCAGUUGCGUCGCGCGCGCGUACGUUGAUGUGAAUGAAACGUGAAUUUGCGAAGGUAUCGCCGACAUUUUUCCGUUCUUACUCUUUCCGAGCACACGCACACGGCGUCGUCGGCGUGAAGAAGAGGAGAAUAAGACCUUCGGGACUUGGUGUGCGCUCGAUCGAGCAAAUCACGAACGCGGAUCUGUCGUUACGACUCUUGCUGUCGAGUCCCUUCGCGCUCCGCGAUUAUUUUCCCCGUCAUUUCUGUUUGUUUCUUUUUUUUUUUUCAUUUCCAAUCGGACUCAUGUCUGCAGGACAUUUCUAUUUCCGUUACAAUUUACAUUGGAAACUUACUUCUUAUAAGUUUGUAUAAUAUUUCAUGUAACACCGUAUAUUUAUAGAGGAUAUAAGAUUAUUAUAUUAUAUAUAUUAGAUUA
Molecule: messenger RNA, 2836 nt
Organism: Dinoponera quadriceps
Lineage: Eukaryota; Metazoa; Arthropoda; Insecta; Hymenoptera; Formicidae
Product: nuclear RNA export factor 1-like
Exons: 1
Coding region: 167-1753 (528 amino acids)
Biological process (GO): poly(A)+ mRNA export from nucleus
Cellular component (GO): cytoplasm; nucleus
Molecular function (GO): RNA binding; protein binding
Source: RefSeq, a predicted model, not a curated record